Messenger RNA from Haliaeetus leucocephalus (bald eagle), 5217 nucleotides. It is a transcript of the gene TMEM131L, whose product is annotated as KIAA0922 ortholog. Gene Ontology annotation, cellular component: membrane. The record is from RefSeq and is a predicted model, not a curated record. NCBI's taxonomy places the organism in Eukaryota, Metazoa, Chordata, Aves, Accipitriformes, Accipitridae. The transcript is spliced from 34 exons. Bases 484 to 5082 code for a protein of 1532 amino acids.
CUGGUUUCAUCAGUGCAGGUUGGGUGGCUGUAACAUGCUCCAUUUUGAGUUGUACCUAAAGCUUUCUUGGAGAUCUCGGCUGGUUCAGAGCAGCUACCUGCUUGUUUUAAAUGGAUUUCCUGCAGGGAGCUCAUUGAACCAACGCUUGAGUUCAUUUCUGUAGACAGCUCAAAGUGGUUAGUUGUGAACUGCAAGCUGGCACAGUUUGUUAAGUGCAUGUCUCAAAAAUUACCUUAGUCCAAGCAACCGAGCUAAGCUGUUGUGUUUAAAGCUUCUACUCUCUCUGAUUUCUGUACGUGCUGCUGAUCACUGAUAAGAUCUGGGCUUGGGAUCUCGCCAUCCCUGUUGGAACGUGGUACCUUGCCUUUGCUGUUGGCGCUACCACGUGGUCUGAAUUCCAAGGCAUUCUGCAUCCGAUUUUCUCAGGCUGAUUCAGAGGAAGUUGUGGAAGAGCAUCCACAAGAGCAAAGCUUCUCAGCAAAGAUGCCUCCAAAUGGGAAGGCCUUACAUUUUCACCCGUCAGUUCUGCAUUUUGGAAUGCAGUUACUGGGGUUACCCAGAGCUAAAAUGCUGCAUGCCUACAACCCUAGUAGAGAUAGAGAAGUUGUAGUGAAUUCAGUGUUUACAGCUACUAGACAGUUUCAUGUGUCUCCUGCUUAUAGCCGGGUGAUUCCAGCGAUGGGAAAAAUUUCUUUCAGAGUACUCUUCCUGCCAACAGAAGAAGGCAGUAUUGAAAGCUCAUUAUUUAUAAAUACCUCAUCUCAUGGAGUACUUUCAUAUCAGGUUUUUGGAACAGGAACUCUGACGUCUUCUCCAGAAGAACCUAGAGUGCAGCUAUCAAAUACCUACUUACUGCUUCCACACAUUCAAAACAUCCAGGCAUCACACACACUGGCAGAAACUACGAAUGCCAGUCUGUUACGUGUUCACCUUGAAUGCAGUUUACCUAAUGACGCAUAUCAGCAAGUUAAGAGUUGCUGUUUUAUGUCCGAUGACCCAAUGCUGCUAGAAAUGACCUUAACGGUAAGAAUGGAAAAUGACCAACAAGAUUUUGUGGAGCACAGACAAUACUUACUGGAGAAUCUUUUUGUAGUUUAUGUAGCAAUGGAAAAAACGAAGACCUCGGGUGAUUCCUCAGUAGAUGUGUACAUCAUGCAUUCUGGGAACAGCCUUGUGCAUAUACAGGAAAUACGGCAGUUGUCACAAAAAGACACAUCACCUGUGGAGUUUGAGCCAGUACUGCUAUCUUCAUCAUCUACUAACUUUACAAAAGUUGCUUCUAUUUCUUGUAAAGCUGCAUCCUGUGGCAGUGAAAGUCCUUAUGCUGACAACAAGAAGAAUAAUCUAUUGGAAGGCACUACAACACUAAGAGCCUGUCUUUCCUGUCCUGUGAUGGAAGGGUAUUUUGACGUAGAUCCUUCUGCAGCAUUGUUUCAUAUAGAACCACAUCAUAAUACUUCAGGAUUUUGGUCCAUAUGGUUUACAAACAAUUUUGACUUCAGCAUUGAACUGAAUGAAGUCUUCGUAGCCAGAGAAACGAAGAACAUUUUAAAGAUUCUGAACUUUGCCAAACCUUUGACUCUACCUCCAGGCUGCUGGAAUGUAUUUUCUUUGAAGCUCAGUGUGAAAGACGCUGUAACAAAUGUGCUUUCUAGUAUUUGUUUGGCCACAAAUGUGGGAGUAAUGUUUGAAAUACCUCUGCAGAUAUAUUCAACUGUGUCCAAGCAGGGAGAUCUUAAUUUUGAAGCGAUUGCCCACUGUGAUAUUCAGUGUUACUUGGGAAAGUCUGAUUCAGCAAAUCUGCUUUGGCAGAAGAGUCUCUCUCUGGACCGUUCUGCCUGGGAUGUGGAUUCUGAGCUUGCAAGUGAACUUUAUGAAAGAUGGCAAAAAAUAAGACGUGGGGAAGCCUGCAGGAGGAGUAUUUCAGGAUCGGCUCGCUUUAUUCAUCAGAAGAAGCCUGAAGAGGGGUUCUUUGCCUUUUUCUUGCCACGGUUGACUACAGAGCCUGGCCUUACGCUCAACUUCAGUGCCACAGCAGUUAAAAGUAGUAUGGUAAAAUAUUUCGUACUAAGAAACCCUUCAUCCUUCCCAGUUACGUUGCAGCUUCUGCCUCUUUCUCACUACCCUGAUCCCCAAGCUUCACUGGGUCUGCUCAAGAAAUGGUUUGACAUAAAUGUGCAAGCUAUUAAUUUCACAACCACUGAAUUCAGGCUCAUGGAUGAAUGUUCUCACAGGAAUGCACAUCAAGAGGAUCUCAUCAACAAGAAGUGCAGUUCUGAGCUGCUUUGGUUAAGUUUACAGCCACUGGAAACCAGAAAAGUUGGUGUAAUUUUUACACCAGUUGACUACAAAAGAGUAGCUUCCCUUAUUUUAAUCAGAAACAACUUGACUGUUCUGGACGUGGUCAAUGUAGAAGGCUUUGGAGCCAAAGAAUUGCUUAAAGUAGGGGGAAGACUGCCCGGUGCAGGAGGGUCUCUUCGAUUCAAGGUGCCAGAAGCUACACUAAUGGACUGCAGACGACAACUGAAAGACAGCAAGCAAAUUCUAUCCAUUACGAAGAACUUCAAAGUAGAGAAUAUUGGGCCUCUUCCUAUAACAAUUUCAUCAAUGAAAAUCAAUGGUUACAGUUGCCAAGGAUAUGGAUUUGAAGUGUUAGACUGUCAAGAAUUUUUCCUGGCUCAGAACUCAUCACGAGAGAUCAGCAUUGUAUUCACUCCUGACUUUACAUCUUCGUGGGUAAUCCGGGAGCUUACGCUGGUGACUGCUGCUGAUUUGGAGUUCCACUUCACGCUCAACGUGACUCUUCCUCACCAUCUGUUACCGCUAUGUGCGGAUGUGGUGCCAGGACCCAGCUGGGAAGAGUCUUUUUGGAGGCUUACUGUCCUCUUCGUAAGUUUGUCCCUGCUUGGAGUGAUUCUGAUAGCCUUCCAGCAAGCCCAGUACAUUCUAGCAGAGUUCAUGAAAUCAAGACAGAGGCCAAAUCCUAGUUCUUCACCGCAGCAGAACAGCAACUCUGUUGACGUAAUCAGCUCUGAUUCCUACAAGGGAAGCUGCAAGACAUUUAUGGAUUCCUAUAGUUCUUCAGAUAAAGGUAAAGGGAAGGGCUUCCUGUCUGUAGGCACUUCAUCCAGCCGAAGUCAGAAUGCAGCAAAGAGAAGUCCUGCGACCUACAGCCACUCUCAGAAGAAACACAAAUGUUCAGUUUACUACAGUAAGCAGAAACCAAACACAGCAGCUGGCAGUGCCAUUGCAGCUACUGAUGAGAAACAAAGUCAGAUUGCAGAGAACCAAAUCUCAGCACCAAAAGAGGACAUUUGCACUGAUGUUGUCAGUGAAAACUGGGUAACUCUAAAAUAUGCAAAUGGCAUAAAUGUUAACAAGAAUUUAACUCUUCCAGAAAACUUUCUGGGUAAAGAAGAAAGUGCACUGAAAAAUACAGUUCUCAUUAAAAAUACUUCUUCAGAAUGUGAUCUGAAAGAAGAUCUUCAAACAUGUAUGUUUCCUAAGGAAACUAACCUUAAAACUUCAGAAAAUCUAGUUGAGCUCAAAGAACAGGAGUUCUGUCCUGUGAAGAUGUCCAAGAAGCUACCUGAAAGUCACUUGUCCAGAAAUUCACCUCAGCAACAGCCAGAACUGCAAGAAAUUUCUAGGAAAAAUAGUGGGAAUAGCCAGCAAGUGCCUCUCAGGAAUGAAACAGAAAACUGUGAGACUUUGAAAAAGCAGAUCAACCUAAAGCCUUCCACGGAGAAAAAGAUUAAUAAAGGACCUAAGGAAGAGACUCCAUGCUGCGCAAAAGAGGAGAUUACUUCUUCUGAGCAAGAAGAUGCGUAUAGGAAGAAGAAACCUCAGGAGAAGAAGGAAGGAAAUGUACCAAAUAUGAAUUGGAAUAGAAAUAGAACAUCUAGAAAAAAUAAGAAGAAGAAUGUUAAUAUAUCUGCAAGGGUCCCUGAGCAGAGCGAGUUGAAGCAUAUGUGCAGUGAAUUUGAAAGGCCGGAUCUGAGAGCGAAUAUUGGAAUAAGAGCCUGGUGUCCUCAGGGUAACGGGGAAAAUUGUAAAGCAGACCAAAAAGCUGGGAGCUUGUCUAUACAAGGAGAAACAGAAAGCUUUUAUCAACGGACCAAAAAGAAGUGUUUGGAGAAGUUUUGUUCUGAUUCAAGCUCAGACUGUGGAAGUUCAUCGGGAAGCGUUCGUGCCAGUCGUGGGAGCUGGGGUAGCUGGAGCAGUACCAGCAGUUCAGAUGGAGAUAAAAAGCCCAUGAUUACUGCCAGGCAUUUUCUUCCAUCCAGAGAGAAUAUUUCACAAAAUGAUUUUCCAUCUGAAACUCCUAUCACUUUAAAUCUGUCUCAUAACAUCUGCAAUACCAGCAGAGACAUGAACAGCAUCCCCCAAUAUCCUGAAACCUUAUGUCCGAAUUUCACUGACAUAGCUGCAGAUCCCGACAAAAAUAAAGGUCUUUACCCAACAGGAGACUUGUGGCCUGCCCAGCCAGUCUGCCUGACAAACAGUUUAAACUACAACCUUGAGAAUAAUAUACCGUGCAUGAUCCAAGAAACCCCCUCUGUCCACAACAGCUUCAUCGACUGGAAUGCAGCUUGUGACAGCCAGUUUUCCAACAUGUAUUGUCCACUAGAGAUGAAUGAAUAUGGUGCUUUCCCAGAAGAAAACAUGAACUACCCCAGUGGCUUCCCGGGCACUGCAGCGGUACAGAAUACAGCCUUCAUUGACCAGAACUGUCCCUCCACCUGGAACGCGCCUCCCAACAUGCCACCUACCUGGGAGCCCGCCAGUUACGUCAACUCCACACCCUACCUCUCAAGCACCCGAAGCUUGUCUCCAAUGUCUGGACUUUUUGGUUCCAUCUGGGCACCCCAGAGUGAUAUUUAUGAAAGCUGCUGCCCCGUCAGUGCCACGACCCAACACUCAACCCACGUGGAGAACCAGGCAGUUAUGUGUAAGCAGGAAUACUAUCCGAGGUUUAACCCCUUCCGUGCCUACAUGAACUUGGACAUAUGGACUACAGCAGCCAAUCGAAAUGCAAAUUUCCCACUUUCGAGGGACUCGGGUUACUGUGGAAAUGUGUGAAAGGCAUUUGAUUUAAAAAUGUGAAUAAAGAUGCUUGCAAUUUUGAUUACUAGAGUAAGCUGGUUGUUGAAUAGAUUACAAUGUUGGUGGAUAUUUUGGCACUUUUAUAUUGAAAAUAAAUUUUUUUUUACUGAA